This is a messenger RNA of Zerene cesonia (dogface butterfly), 1482 nucleotides long. RefSeq lists its product as uncharacterized. The record is from RefSeq and is a predicted model, not a curated record. The transcript has 8 exons. Bases 29 to 1177 code for a protein of 382 amino acids. Lineage: Eukaryota; Metazoa; Arthropoda; Insecta; Lepidoptera; Pieridae.
CGAGCCCUGACUGGACGCGGCAGUCGGCAUGAGACGUGCGCGGAGUGUGACUGGGCCCCUACGGCGCGCCCACCCCGCGUCCGGGGCCACCUGGAAUGUCCAGGUUGUGAGGGGGAAAAUGAGUUCACAAUGUUUAUGGCAUGCGUGUCGCGCGCUGUCUGCUGGAUUAUUACUGAUGCUGUUGGGUGGAGCUAUGGCAGUCAUAGGUUACUACGCAGAUACAUUAUCAGUAGCUCAGGAAGUGCGAGGAAACGCGACUGUCUCAGUGAAAGACGAGGCGCGAGGCUUCCACCUCAAUAAUUUAUCAUACGCGGGACCUAUUGUUAUGGGAUUUGGAGGUUUCAUCGUAGUCGCUGCGUGUGUGAUGACAUUUGAGGCUCGAGACAGUGCGGCCAAAGUCACUCCCGCGCGGCCCCAAGCGAUACCUCGCCCGUUGCCGCGAAGGGGCCCCUGCGCCACCCCAGCUAGGCUUGACCAACUCGGCGUGUAUAGAUUACCCCACGUACUUCCCUUACCACAUGCAUUACCUCUCCCACAAACUCACAGGAUACGACCACCACACACACGCAAAAGAGGUGGUGAACGAGCUAAAGAAAAAGCACGCUUCGGGUCAGCGCCCGAUUUGCGUAGCGCUAGCGGUCGCGCUCCGUUGCCGGUUACUGCAUUACGACGACCGCUACGGCGCUACGCGCUUUCUGUAGAUGAGCCCCCGCAAUCAGCCGUCAGUGCUAGCGCAGCUGAAUCGGAGUGUGGCUCACAGUCGUCUCUUGCACUCGACUUGCAUGGUAGUGGCGCAUGUGCGGGAGUGACAUUACGAGUUCGGGACAACACGCGUCGACGACCUCUUGCGCGGCAGCAACGUCUUGUUGACGACAUAUCACAACCUGUUUCGGGGGAACGAAUGAAUGCUAUAAAUGGGAUUGAGGAAUCGCCGCCAAGAUUGAAUCACGAGGUUACAACAGACAAUGUAGAAAUGGUUCAUCUCUCUAUCGAAAGAGAGAUCCGAGCAUGCAGCGCACCGCCUUUGUCAUCUCCGCCGCCAUCACCUAUGUCCACUUUACAGACUGAAACACGUAUAUGUAUUGAACCAGAAGAAAAUAAAGACACAAACGAACAUACUUCACCGUUAUGUAAUAAUAAUGAAAACAAUGAUAUAAUAGAAGACACUAAUAAUUGAUAAAAAUCAUGAUCUUGUAGAGAACUAUGUACGAUGACGAUGCAAGUUUUGCUCAAUUUGAAAGUAGUGUAUCUAUAUAUAUAAUCCAUAAUGCCUGUCUAUAUUUCAAUUUUACGUUAGUAAUUCAAAUUCAACCAUUACAAGUUGAAGCUUUUAAUUUGAUUAUGUACGGCCUAAUUUGAAUAUUCCACAUUUUUUCUUGGGUUUAAAUCAUUUUUAUUCGAUUAAAUUUCAUUACUUUUCUUGUUUUAUCAAUUACUGCCAGUUAUUUUCAGUUACAAAUAGCCUUCUCAGCUCAAUUUUUU